This is a messenger RNA of Glycine soja, 1394 nucleotides long. Its product is annotated as probable isoaspartyl peptidase/L-asparaginase 2. Lineage: Eukaryota; Viridiplantae; Streptophyta; Magnoliopsida; Fabales; Fabaceae. The record is from RefSeq and is a predicted model, not a curated record. Gene Ontology annotation, molecular function: hydrolase activity. The transcript has 4 exons. The coding region runs from base 168 to 1151 and encodes 327 amino acids.
UCCAGCCGAUACCAAGUCCUCCCAUUGGCAACCCAAAGCAAAGUUUAAUUGCACCACAUAAACAUUUUCAAGUCCAAAAUUGCCUAUAAAAUCACCAACCAGGUUCCUUUCAGUCCACACACAAAAAAAGUAUAGGGAAGGGUAAGAAAUCGCAGAGAGAAAUUAUAAUGGGGGGUUGGGCUAUAGCGGUGCAUGGUGGCGCAGGUGUGGACCCUAAUCUCCCACCGGAGCGUCAAGAUCAAGCCAAACAACUCCUCACUCGCGUUCUCAAUCUUGGCAUCUCUGCCCUUCGUUCCAAUGCUUCUGCCCUCGAUGUCGUCGAACUUGUCGUACGGGAACUGGAAACAGAUCCACUGUUCAACUCUGGUCGCGGAGCUGCUCUGACAGAAAAGGGAACAGCGGAAUUAGAAGCAAGCAUCAUGGAUGGUUCCAAUAGACGAUGCGGCGCCGUUUCGGGCGUCACCACCGUCAAAAACCCCAUCUCACUCGCUCGCCUUGUCAUGGAAAACUCACCCCACUCCUACCUCGCCUUUAACGGCGCUGAAGAUUUCGCCAGACAACAGGGUGUGGAGAUUGUGGAGAACGAAUACUUCAUCACCCCUGAAAAUGUUGGUAUGCUGAAACUCGCAAAGGAAGCAAACGCAAUCCUGUUUGAUUAUAGGGUUCCAUUGCACAAUGGAUACGAAAGUUGCGGUGUGGAGGUUGAGAAUCCGUUGCAAAUGAAUGGACUGCCGAUCAGCGUGUACGCGCCGGAGACGGUGGGGUGCGUGGUGGUGGACAGAGAGGGGCGGUGUGCGGCCGCCACGUCGACAGGGGGAUUGAUGAACAAGAAGUGUGGUAGGAUCGGUGACUCACCUCUGAUAGGCGCAGGUACUUACGCGUGUAAGGUGUGUGGGGUGUCGUGCACUGGGGAAGGUGAGGCUAUAAUACGUGGUACGCUGGCGCGAGAGGUGGCGGCGGUGAUGGAAUACAAAGGACUGGAGCUUCAGGGGGCAGUGGACUUUGUGAUGGAGCAGCGCCUUGAGGGAGGGAAGGCAGGGCUGAUAGCGGUGUCGAAUACUGGUGACGUGGCGUAUGGAUUCAACUCUAAUGCCAUGUUCAGGGCAUGCGCCACCGAGGAUGGAUUCAUGGAGGUUGGAAUCUGGGAAUAAAAUGUUGUCUUGGUUUGGUGAGAUUCCUUUGAUGGGGAUUCUGCAGUUGUCAGUGGUCACGUACUCUCUCUUGUUUUCUUUCGUUUUUAUUUCCUAGUUCUAUUGUCUUAGAAUUAGCGCCUUUUUUUUGUUUUUCUCAGCGUCAUAGAAAUGUUACUAGUUGUUUCUCUUUUUCUCUACAAAGGAAUUCCCGUGAGUGAUCAGUGAUCCCUCCAUACACACGUUCCUCUCUUUCUGUGCUCU